Molecule: messenger RNA, 1087 nt
Organism: Melitaea cinxia (Glanville fritillary)
Lineage: Eukaryota; Metazoa; Arthropoda; Insecta; Lepidoptera; Nymphalidae
Gene: bwa
Product: alkaline ceramidase
Exons: 5
Coding region: 16-825 (269 amino acids)
Biological process (GO): ceramide metabolic process
Cellular component (GO): membrane
Molecular function (GO): hydrolase activity, acting on carbon-nitrogen (but not peptide) bonds, in linear amides
Source: RefSeq, a predicted model, not a curated record
UAAACAAAGUAAAAAAUGUGGUCACAUUUGGAACGUGGCAGUUCACCAGUUGAUUGGUGCGAGUCAAACUAUUCCAUAUCGCCAGAUAUAGCCGAAUUUGUGAAUACAAUCAGCAAUGUACUGUUUUUCUUAUUUCCACCAGUACUCAUACAUUUAUUUCAAGAAUAUGCCAAAUUCUUCAAUCCAGCCAUAAAUGUUCUGUGGGUUCUUCUAAUGGUUGUAGGUCUUAGUUCAGCUUAUUUUCAUGCAACAUUGAGUUUAGUGGGUCAAUUACUUGAUGAGCUUGCUAUUUUAUGGGUUUUCAUGGCUGCAUUUGCAAUGUUUUUACCGAAACGAUAUUUUCCAAAAUUCUUAGGAGGAAACAGGAGACGUUUAGCGUUCUAUUCUAGUGUGAUCUCUGUAGUGUCGACAGGAUUUCUCGUUAUGCACCCAAAAGCGAAUGCAUUUGCUCUGAUGACUCUUGCUCUUCCAGCUAUCGGAUUUUUGUGUAAAGAAUUGAACAGAGUAAAAUGUGCACGUGUAUAUCGUUUGGGUUUGCGAUGUGUAGCGGUAUGUUUCCUAGCAAUAUUUUCAUGGAUCACAGACCGUAUGUUCUGCGACACGUGGCUUUACAUCGAUUUUCCGUACAUGCACGGUGUUUGGCACGUCCUUAUAUUCAUAGCUAGUUACACGGCACUCGUUCUGUUCGCGUAUUUCAACGUGUCAGAAGAAAGACCAGAGCAGAAACCUCAGUUGAAGUAUUGGCCGCGAAAUGACUUCGAACUUGGCAUUCCAUAUAUAACUAUAAAACAUCCGUGCAAAAAAGACAUACAUUUAGCCAUUUAAUAAAAUUAAUUGGUUAAUUUUUGAUAGAAAAAAAAAAAAUUAUAGUGACAGCUCGAAAUAAAAAAAAAUAUUCUAUCGUUUUAGUUAAAAUAAUAUAUGACAAAUUGUAGGUAAAUGACAUGUACAAAAGACGUUUGUUUUGUUUUUUCAAGUAGAAUUAGGUAGGUUUGUGUGAUUUAGAAUGUGUGCCAAUCUGUGAUUAUUAAUUAGACUACUAAUCGUAAUGACGUGCAAUGAUUAACAAUUUAUAAUUUUACUUACA